AUAUAUCUGAGUGUCACAUUUAUUACUUUCCUUUUUGAAAUCCUUGUCACAACUAAGCCCUGAUGUGUUGUUUGUUUGUAUAUCUCUCUGGGUUUUUUGAGUAAUCGAUGAAGCACAAAAUGGAGAAGAAUUCAGCUGAAAAAGAAGAAACCAUUGAAAUGUACGAUCAUGGUGAUGAUCAACAACAACAACAGCAAAUGGGUAAUUUUCUACUCUUGAACAAGAAACAUAAAAUGGAUAUGAAUUUGAUACAAUUCAGUAGUAGUAAGUCCAUAUCAGACUUGCCAUAUCAACUCCUCAACGAGAUUCUUUCAAGAUUACCUUCCAAGACUGUUCUUUCUUGCAAGUCUGUGUGUAAACCAUGGCUUUUUUUUCUCUCUAGUCCUGAUUUCCUCAAAACCCAUUUCGAGAAAUCCUCAAUUUGUGCUCUAAUUCUCUCCUAUGGCAAUCGAGGAAGCUCAAUUCCCAAAACCCUUCACUUAAUCGAGGCCCAAACCGUUUCUGAUAUCACUGAUGAUGGUGAAUUUAUUUUCAAUGGUGAUGUCAAGGUCAAUCUUGUUUCUAAAUUCGAUCACCCUAUGAAGGACCCAGAGAUUAAGCUCAUCCCCAAUUAUACUCUCCCCUGUAGUUGGCUCACUGUGGUGAAUUCAUGCCGCGGAUUGGUCUGUAUGGUUACUUCUGAUUGUCCUACUCUUCUUGUUGUUUGUAAUCCAAUUGAUGGCGAUUACAUUACAGUUAGCACAACCCAUUUGACCUAUGCUUUUCUUAUUGGACUUGGUUUUGGUCCCAGUACUAACCAGUACAAAUUGUUGCGAAUGGCCCAACGACAGGUUAUCGAACCGGUCCAUGAGGAGUGUUGGUUCAGUUGGGGGACUGAAUUGUACACAAUUGGGAGUGGAAGAACAUGGAGGAGGGUCGAAAAUGUGCCUGAUUUGCAGGUAUUCUGUCAUGUUAGACCAUCAUUUAUUACUUCUGUGAAUGGGUUUCUUUUUUGGUUGUACGAUGACUAUGAAUUCAUAGAUUCUUUUGAUUUCGAUAAUGAGAAGUUCAGGCGUGUCUUGCCGCCUCAUGGGUUUCAUGGUGUAAGGGGCUUUGUGAGUUUGGGAGUAUUAGGUGGUUCUCUAUGUCUGUCUAAUGCUUCUUCUUUGAAAAAAUGUGAAAUUUGGAUUUUGAAGAAUAACGGUACUAUACAAGAGUGUUGGAUUAGAGCAUAUGUUGUCAAAAUAUCAACUGAGGACAAUGGUUGGGGUGGUUUUUAUAAGCCUAUAAGAUACCUCAACAAUGGUAAAGUAUUGAUGUUCUAUUCCAGAAAUGCCCUAGUUGUUUAUGACCCGGUCAAACAAACUGCGAGAUACCUGAAGAUCCCAGGGGUUCAACGAAAAUGCGAAGCAAUUCCUCAUAUUCCAUGUCUUGUUUCUUUGAAGGAUGUCAUGGGGGAUAAUGCAAAGUUAUUGAAUAUCAAAUCAAGACUGUGGCUAGCAAUUGGCAAGAGUCCAAUUGUGGAGCUCUUUUUGGAGAAAGCUUUCAGCUGUUUUGCGCGGCCUGUUAUCUCAUGGAGAUGAGGGUCAACACAAGUUGUUGUUUGGGAUGACUGUGGGUGGAUGUGCAACUGCAGUUUUGUUUUUGGGUGUUGGUUGGUCCUUACCCGCCUCCUGCCUCCCCUGUUUCAGUUGGUUUUAGCUUGUUGCCUUAGGGUGUGUUAGUUUUGCUUAGCCAUUGUAUUGUGAGUUUAAUCUUUUAGGUUCAGUGUUUUGGUCUUGUGAACCCUUUGGCUUGGGUGUCGCUUUUUGAAGCUAUGUUGACCGGUGGGGUCGUGUCUUGAGCAUCAUUGUAAAAUGACACAAAACGCACACGUUAGGGAUUAUAUAUGUAUUUUAUUACUAUUCCAGUAAUGAUUUAAAGGGCUAUCUAAAAUUGGACCACUGUAGAUUUUAUUCAUGAACUGGUUGGCCUGGCCUAAAGGCCUACAAUCAUUUUGAACGGGAGGAUUUCCCUGCAUAGCUCAUACAAACUGACCAUACAUGUAUUUUUAUCCUUCAAAGAAUUGUAAAUUCUCUAAAUAACUACUAGUUCUUACCUGUUGAACUUGUGCUUAAAAAUUUCUCCUUAACACUAGGGAUAUUUCAUGAUCUUCAAUUCAUGGUCAUGGCACACAUGUAAAGAAAGCCUUGAAGAAAAUUAUCAUUUCGUGGCAAAUUAUUCUUUCCUCCCAACUCUUUUUAGUUGGUUUUGCAUGUGAGGGUAGGUGUUGUAUAGAUGCUCCACAAGCUUCAUGUGGCAUUCUAAUUUCAAACAACAGAAACUGGCACAGUGAGAAUCUAUUUUGUUUGAAAACCAUUCUUGUUCCUUAUGCUCUGGAAAAAAGAGAAGCUUUUGUGUUUUUUGUGGGUAUUUGAGAAGUUGCUAUUUUAGUAGGCUAUUUUAGUUUUUGGCUAUUUUAGUAGACUAAAAUUUUUGUGUUUGGGAAGAUAGUAGGAUUUUUUUGUAGUUGGAUGUGAUA
Molecule: messenger RNA, 2500 nt
Organism: Camellia sinensis
Lineage: Eukaryota; Viridiplantae; Streptophyta; Magnoliopsida; Ericales; Theaceae
Source: RefSeq, a predicted model, not a curated record